AUGAAACUACCUCUUGAACAAGAUGGAGAGAUUCUGAUCUGUUUAAUCAUGUCGGAUGCUCCUGAAUCAGUUGAAGAAAAGACCAUAAGUGAUUUGAAAGCUGGUCAUGCUCCAGCAAUUAAAGUUGGUGGUAUGCGUGUAGCUGCUCCUCGUCGAACAUCUCAGAGCGAUGAUAAGAAAACUGGAAUAUCAAAAGAAGGUCCUGGUGAUGAAGCCAGCCCAGGUGAUAGUACAGCUGCUGGAAGUGCUGAAGGUGGACAAGAAACAUCAGGUGAAAAUGCUGGUGAUGGUGGUGAAGAAAUAUCCGGAGCGGUCUCAAAACAUCAGCCAGCUGGAAUGGUGAUUGGUGGAGAAUUUGUUCGAGUAUAUUAA
Didymodactylos carnosus is the source of this 372-nucleotide messenger RNA. NCBI's taxonomy places the organism in Eukaryota, Metazoa, Rotifera, Eurotatoria, Philodinida, Philodinidae. The record is from the annotation of a GenBank genome assembly.